Molecule: messenger RNA, 201 nt
Organism: Encephalitozoon cuniculi GB-M1
Lineage: Eukaryota; Fungi; Microsporidia; Unikaryonidae
Exons: 1
Coding region: 1-201 (66 amino acids)
Source: RefSeq, marked provisional
AUGACUUCUGACAGGGCGGACGAGUCUGGAAGGAUGGUUGAGGCAAUCGAAAAGGAAUUGGUGGAGGAGAUCAAGCACAAAUACGGCGAGAUAGAAAAGGCCAUAGAAAAGGUUAUUGAGAAUGUGGAGAGACUACACGGCGAUCUACUUGGCGAGAUAAGGGCGGUAUAUAGAGGAGUGGAGGAGAGCAAUCUUAUGUAG